This is a messenger RNA of Blastomyces dermatitidis ER-3, 2136 nucleotides long. RefSeq lists its product as uncharacterized. Lineage: Eukaryota; Fungi; Ascomycota; Eurotiomycetes; Onygenales; Ajellomycetaceae. The transcript has 2 exons. The record is from RefSeq and is a predicted model, not a curated record. Bases 1 to 2136 code for a protein of 711 amino acids.
AUGGGCAUCCGAUACCUAACACAACACCUCCUCCCGCACGCGCAAACCGUCUGGCUGCGGAAUACAAAGAAUCACGACCAGAACGUCAAAACCAUCAGUAGCGUGGUGGUAGAUGGCCCCGCGCUGGUGUAUCAUGUCUACAGCCGGCUGCUGUCGUGGAGCGGGGUGGAUUACAAUGUCGUGGAUGCGCAGCCAUCAGCGAAUGAAGUUAGCAUUGGUGUUAUGCAGUUUUUGUUGUGUUUGAGGGGGUUGGAUGUGAGGAUAGAGAAAAUCUUCUUCGACGGCGCCCUGCCACUUUCAAAACGGCCCGUGCGCUUCGAGCGCAUGGAGGCAACCAGACGAAAACUCCGAGAGCUCUGUCGCGACACGGCGGGGGGUUUCAAAACGCCCACCAUCCGCAGAAAAGCUCUAGAUAUCUGCCCGGAGAAAAUAUUCGGUCGACGCCCGUUACCCCGUCGUUUCAAGCCCAUGCCGGAAUCGGCGUUUGUGGUUCCGACGGUCAUUGAAGACUUGAAGUAUCGAUGGAGUCCGGAGGAGGUAUUGAGAUGUACUGCCGGUGUGCCGGAAUUACAGAAGGUUAUUAUUACGGCAUGUGGGAAUACGGAAAAUGACAAUGAGAAUGAUGGAAGCAUAUUUGCGGAAAUAACGGAGGUUGUACCAGGGGAAGCUGAUGUGUACUGCGCAAUUGCGGCAAGGGACUCGGGCUGUGCAGUUCUCACGGGCGACUCUGACCUGCUCGUGCACGACCUCGGCCCGGAAGGCUCAGUGAUAUUUCUCGAUUCGCUUGAAACGGGUGAGCCACUGCCAAACGAUGCUCUGCCGGUGGCGGGCGCAGAGCCGGAUAUUGCAAGCAGAAUAAGCAUACGAGCAACCCAAGUACGGCCCGCGGCAGUCGCCAAGAAAUUGGGCGUGCCCAGUUUCCUGCGCCUCGCCUACGAGGUGAAAAGGGAUCCGCGCGCGUCGUUUGCGACAACCAUCCAGCGCGCCAAGGGGAACGCGGAUGUCGUUGAGAAAAGCGCUAAAUAUAUCUCGUUUCUGAAGGAGUAUGAUCUCAUGGCCGCCGCCACCACCAGCGGGUCGGUGUGGACUUCUUCUAAUCCCCUCGCAGUCAUCACGGACCCCAAGCUCUCCGAGCUGUAUGCGCAAUAUGAACUGCCCUCCUUCGCGAUGCCUGAGGAAGGGGCCCAUGUUUAUCUCCAGGUUUUGAUUGAGCGCCAUGAUCGGCGCGCGGCAUGGAUGGAGGGCAGCGAGUUGCGGUUACUCGCCUACUCGCUAUUGAACCUGGGAUACCCUGCGGGCGACAAGGGGAAACGAAAGGAAGCUGUGAUUGAGCAUAUGCGCAAGGGGAGGCGGAUAGCGGCUAUCCCGCUAACGCUUCUGGCAGAGAAGGAGGCGGAAGAGAGACUCGAGGCUUUUGUGCAGCAGGUUAAUACGUUUGUUUCGUCUGUUGAUAAUGAUGAUGGUGGUGAUGAUGAGAGUAGCGCCUGUGAGCCGGCCGUCCGGUGGAGGGCUUUUGCGCUAUAUGACGUCCUUGCGCGCAUGGGGCCCGACGAGCGAUUGGCUACAGGGAAGCUGCGCCGGUUCCUGGAACGGGGGUACUGCGGGGAGAAGCUCGAGUGGGAUGACAUCCACCUCCACGCGCAGAUGAAGGCGGUGCUGUACUCGCUGAGGGUGCUAAAGGAGGUCCUUGUUGUGGGCGAAGACACGGCGAAGUCUGGUUCGGUUGGCGAGAGAUUGGUUGAGUUGAUGGGUGAGGCGGGUGGCGUGUUGCGCGACUUGCCGUGGAUGCGGGAUUGUGCGCAGCGGACGGGUGGGAUCGGGGGUGGGAUUGAGAAUGGGGAGGCCGCGCGAAGGGUGAUUGAGGGGUUGAUUAGCCUUCUCGACGAAGGGGAGGGAGAAAUGGAUGUGAUUGAGGGGUCUGAUGUGUUUGGAGCGUCUGCCUGCGACCAGAGUGGUCAUGGACUGCUCGAGUCUUCUACGGCUGGUGCCGAGGAGGCAUGGAUCGUCGCGGCGAAUUUGCCUGGCAGUCGGAAAAGGAAGAAGGGGAGGUCGAGCAGCGGUGGGGUGGAACAAGGAGCACCAAUAGUCGCGAAGAAUGCAAUGAAUAUGUAUGAUAUCCUCCGGCAGGUUGAUUAA